Venustampulla echinocandica is the source of this 210-nucleotide messenger RNA. RefSeq lists its product as uncharacterized. Gene Ontology annotation, biological process: tRNA thio-modification. The coding region runs from base 1 to 210 and encodes 69 amino acids. The transcript has 2 exons. The record is from RefSeq and is a predicted model, not a curated record. Gene Ontology annotation, cellular component: cytoplasm. Lineage: Eukaryota; Fungi; Ascomycota; Leotiomycetes; Helotiales; Pleuroascaceae.
AUGGCUUCAGAAGACACCAUUUCGAUCCUCGUGGAGUUCACGGGUGGACUCGAAAUGCUAUUCGCGGACGAACGCAAGCAUAAAUUGUCAGUCCCAGCUAAAGAUAACAAGGGAAACCCCGUUACUGUCGGUUGGCUCGUCGAUUAUCUCUGCGAAAAUGUGAUGAAGGACUCGAGGAAAGAGCUGUUUGUAUUGGACGAUCACGUGUAA